AUGGCGACAGGGAUCCUCAAAGUGCAGGGCGACAAAGUUGUCGGCUCAGAUCGGCAGCCUGUAAUAUUACGCGGUGCUGGUUUGGGUGGAUGGCUAAACAUGGAGAAUCUCAUCACUGGAUACCUCGCCCAUGAGUACCAGCACAGAGCGUAUACGCUCAAAGUUCUCGGUCCUGAUCAUUAUCAGUAUUUCUUUGAUAAAUGGGGUGAAUAUUUCUUCACCGAAGCCGAUGCAAAAUUAUUUUCGGGAUUAGGAUUGAAUUACAUUCGAAUCCCGAUCUACUAUCGCCAUUUCGAAGAUGAUAUGAAUACACGGGUGCUGAAAGAGAACCAUCCGGAUCGCGCUUUCUGGCUUUGGGAGCAGAUUGUAGUAAGAUACAAGGGGAAACCAUGGGUAGCAGGCUACAAUCUACUCAACGAGCCCUGUGAUUCUCAACACAUCCAUUUGCUAGCAUUCUAUGGGCGUUGGAAUGGAUUUGAUAAGGUGCUUCCGAAUAGUGUCUAUUCGCUGCACUAUUAUGCUGGGAUGGGAUUUCUCACCGGGGAAUCAUUAGAACGACAGUCCCACCGCAAAGCUGAAUUCAUGAAAUCGCAUGACCCGUCAAAAGCUGAGGAUACCGAAGCCAUCCACCAAAAAGGGUAUAAUCUACUCGGCGAGCAGCUGCGCAUCUAUAACAAGUAUCAAAUCCACUAUCUUCAAGGCAUGCUCCAUACAAGUCCCGAGAGUAAAUGGAACCGCACCGUUCAAUCCUUUGUGGAGAAGAAGCAGAGACUGAGACUCGAUACGUGGGUGACACAUCCUAGCCCGGAGGUUAAUGCCGUGCUUCAGCCACGGCUAGAGUGGAUCGAUAAAUUUGCAGAGCUUUUUAGAGGAAUGACUGAGAAGGAGCUAGAGGAACUAGAUUUUUGCUUUCACUUUGAUAAAGAUCAUGUCAGACUGAGAGGGCACAUAUCUUGAGGUAGACAUAUGACGUACUUAAUGCGACGGUAGGAAUUAAUAUAAGCCAUUCUGUCUGACGUUGAAAGUUGGCUGAACCUUUUCUUGUGGACUUAUGCUUAAAUAAUACCACUCGGUAUAGAGAUUUAUGAAGAAGGAGCGUUUUACCAGCAACCAGGUGACUGGGUCAGCCAUGACAGUCAUGUGCUGUGCGGAAGGCACGCCUUCUUCCCUCCUGAUCAUAGCUUAACACAUCGACUAUAAUCAGAAUGCGAAUGAAUGCACAUCUACGAC
Molecule: messenger RNA, 1230 nt
Organism: Talaromyces proteolyticus
Lineage: Eukaryota; Fungi; Ascomycota; Eurotiomycetes; Eurotiales; Trichocomaceae
Product: glycoside hydrolase superfamily
Exons: 10
Coding region: 1-957 (318 amino acids)
Biological process (GO): glucan catabolic process
Cellular component (GO): extracellular region; cell surface
Molecular function (GO): beta-glucosidase activity
Source: RefSeq, a predicted model, not a curated record